Molecule: messenger RNA, 1071 nt
Organism: Exophiala aquamarina CBS 119918
Lineage: Eukaryota; Fungi; Ascomycota; Eurotiomycetes; Chaetothyriales; Herpotrichiellaceae
Exons: 2
Coding region: 1-1071 (356 amino acids)
Source: RefSeq, a predicted model, not a curated record
AUGGAUCAGAAGCACCCCCUGGCAGCUUUCACAGCCCUGAACGACCGUGUCUUCAUCUACAAGCCGCUUGAAAAGGGUGAUCCAGAGCCUGUAACGGCUUCUCAAAAGCCUUCAAUCCCGGAUUUAGUGGUCGUCUGUGCGUGGGCAUUUGCGCAACCACGGCACAUCGCCAAGUACCUCGUUCACUACCACAGCCUAUACCCGCGAGCAAGAAUUCUUCUGCUUUUCAACACAGUGCACAACAUGCUGUGGAGACCCGACUGGAUGCAGAUGGAAGAUCUCCGGCCGGCGGUCUGGGCGGUUGAGGAAUGUCUCGACUCCUAUAAUUCACAGGCGAAAGCGACUACGACUACAGUGAACGAGGCUGGUACUAGGGCUGACAGCAAGCAAAAACAAGAACCCACAGUGGUCUUCCACAUCUUCUCCAAUGGUGGCGCACACAUGGCGGUGCAACUCGCACAGGCAUACCGCGACAACAUAAGAAUGUCGCCGUCACUUUCCCCAAACUCAACAGCAGUCAAGAAGCAGCUUCCCAUCUCGGCGCUUAUCUUCGAUUCUUGCCCCGGACACGCCAGGUACAGCACAGCGGGCAAGACGACGCUUUCAUUCCUCCCGAAAGACGCACAUGUCACUCGCGCUCUCGCCAUGCCGCUUGCGUAUGCGGUCCUCGGAGUCGCCUACCUGUGUCAUGUUUCCGGCAUUGCGGAACAUGUCGUCAUCAAGCUUUGGCGCGAGCUGAACGAUCCCAAGGGGCCGUUUCUGUUCAAGCCGGUGGAGUUCAUCAGCAAUAUUCAUGCUACAAACAACACAGAAGUAAAUGGGGUCGCUGCAUUGACCGAAAGGGUCAUACCGCGAAUAUACAUCUGCAGCGAUGCGGACGACAUGAUACCCACCCACGAUAUUGUGGAGCAUGCCGCAAUAGCAAGGCGCACGACCGGCUUAAGCGAUGAGGCUGCCAGGGACGCCGUCCGAGUCGAGGAGUUCGUCGGGAGCAUGCACGUCAAUCAUGUUUCGCUGCACAAAGAGCGAUACUGGGAUGCGGUCAGGGAAACGCUAGACCGGAUUGAAUAA